AUGGAACUCGACGAUGAAGCAAAAACAAUAAUGGUUGUCAACACUCCACUUGGUUUAUUCCAAUACCAACGUUUACCGUUUGGGAUUGCAAGCGCUCCAGCUAUAUUCCAAAGAUAUCUUGAGCAGUUACUUCAAGGCGUAGAAGGUUGUGGAAAUUAUCUCGAUGACAUCAUCAUCUCCGCACCUACAUUUCAACAACACAUCAGCCGCCUAGAACAAGUACUUCGUAUUUUGCAACAAAAUGAUGAGUCGGGACUAAAAGCAGUAAAAAACCUGCAGCCGCCUAAAGAUCUAAAGCAAGCAGAAGCAUUCAUGGGUAAGGUAAACUACUACCAUAAUUUUAUACCUAAUUUUUCGCAAUUAUCCGCUCCAAUCAACAUGCUGCGCCGAAAAAAUGUAAAAUUCACAUGGGGUACAGCACAACAACAAGCAUUUAUAGCUCUUAAAACGCAUAUUCUCAAUGCAGCGCAAUUAGCACAUUAUCAGGAAGAUUUACCGUUGGUUCUAGCUACAGAUGCCUCCUCCUAUGGCAUAGGAGUCGUGCUCUCGCAUACGUACGUUGACGGUCUAGAAAGGCCUAUUGCUUUUGCAUCUAAAACUCUCGACAUUCAUCAACGACGAUAUAGUCAGAUAGAGAAGGAAGGGCUAGCUAUCGUUUUUGGAGUCAAGCGUUUCCAUCAAUAUUUAUACGGAAGAAGAUUCACCUUGGUUACUGACCACAAACCUCUUGUUAGCAUUUUUAAUCCAAUUCAUCAGUUGCCGUCGAUGACGUCACAUCGUUUACAGCGAUGGGCUAUUAUACUAAUGGCUUAUCAGUAUGAUGUUCGGUAUCGUAAAACUACUGAGCAUGGAAAUGCCGAUGCUUUAUCUCGUUUACCUGUUGGUGAAGAUAAAACUUUUGAUCAUGAAGAAUCCUGUUUCAACAUCAAUGAACUUAACACACCUAUCGACGCUGAAAUAAUUCGUCAGCAUGCCAAAAAUGACCCAAUUCUUCGCCGAACGGAGUACAACCGGGUUGUCAUUCCAGCCUCCCUUAAGCAGAAAAUUCUUAAACUUCUUCAUGAUGGUCAUUGGGGAGUAUCGAGACAACAUGUCUGGUGGACUAAUAUUGACAAAGACAUCGCACAAUUAACUGAAAAUUGUGAUGUGUGCAAAAUUGCAAAUCCUGUUCACGCACGUGAAUACUUAAGCUGGCCUGAAGCUGAUCGACCUUGGGAGAGAGUACAUAUCGACUUUGCUGGUCCAUUUUGUAAUUCAAUGUGGCUAAUUUGUGUCGACGCUUUCUCACAAUUUCCGUUCGUUGUACAACUAUCUACAACAACAACGGUUGACACCAUAUCAGCAUUGUCUUCUAUAUUUUCUCUGGAAGGUAUACCAGAAACCAUCGUAAGUGACAAUGGUCCGCAAUUUACAGCUGAAGCAUUCAAACAUUUUUGCUCAAAACUUGGCAUCAAACAUAUAACAACAGCGCCGUUUCAUCCAGCCUCAAACGGGUUAGCCGAACGAUUCGUCAGAUCUUUUAAAACUGCUGUUCAGAAAAACAUUGACGAUGGAUUGUCUCUCAAAUUCGCUGUAUCAAAAUAUCUUGCAACAUAUCGUGCAAUGCCGAAUGCUGAGGGUAAAUCACCUGCAGAACUUUUACAUGGAAGGCCUGUUCGUACCUUGUUGAGUCAACUGUUUGAAUCGCCUAGAAAGCACCUUGAAGCUUCGAAACGGAAAAUGAAAUUUAGUCUAAAGCAACCCGUCUUCGCUCGAAACUACGCAAGAGGGGAAAAAUGGAUAAAAGGAGUUAUUGUGAAACAACUUGGUAAAAUGGUUUACCGAGUGAACACAUCUUUUGGUUACAUCAAACGUCAUGUUAAUCAGCUUAAAACUAGAAGUAGCUCUGACCUCUCUUCACAACCAAUUUUUGAAUUCACUCCAAAUUUCAUCAAUGCCACACCGCCUUCAUCUAGCCAAUCAACAUUAAUGCCUAGUGAAGAACGUUCUACCGAAGUAGUUCAACUUCGAAAAAGUGGUCGUAUUCGGAAGGUUAUUAAUCGAUUUGAAUCCGACGAUUUCAGGAAAACUUGA
Molecule: messenger RNA, 2073 nt
Organism: Teleopsis dalmanni
Lineage: Eukaryota; Metazoa; Arthropoda; Insecta; Diptera; Diopsidae
Exons: 3
Coding region: 1-2073 (690 amino acids)
Biological process (GO): DNA integration
Molecular function (GO): nucleic acid binding
Source: RefSeq, a predicted model, not a curated record